AUGACCUCCCAGACACCGCGACGAGAGCGGUCAUCUAGCGACAAAGCCCAAGCCGUGUUCAUUCCGCAACGGCCCGGUCUUCCAGGUCGAACAAUUUCCGCCCCUGCUGGUGGUCUGCACAAACUUGAUUCUUCCAAAGUGGCGAUAGAGACCGGGAGUAAGAUUGAGCCACCUGUUAUAGAAGAAGAGGACAACAUGGGAUCCUCCGGAAAGAAUGGAGUUCCACCUACCCGUGCUGGUGAUGAGAUCUCGUCGAAGCCAAGCUUUCCCCUCGUUACCAUUGCCGUCGUUGGCCAAGAUAAAGUAGGUAAAACAACGUUUAUUCAGAGUGCCUUGGAUAUGAAACAGCCCCUUUCGUCACGAGCGACUACGAAGAAGAUGUCGUUGGACGGGACUGUGUAUCUCGUCCGCCUAUUGGAGAUGAAUACGAAGGAGAUAUCAAUCGGGAAUGAUGGCCUCCUGGAAUGGCCACGAGUUGGAAACGAUUCCCCGCCAGUAGACGGCGCUCUUGUUGUCCAUGAUGUGACACGGUCUGUAGGUCUCCCUGAACUUACAAGGUUGUUGGACACCUUGGCAGCAUUUGCAUUUCCGUCUGUAUUGGUCGCCAGCAAAUGCGACAUUCAAGCACCAGAUGGACCGCUCGAGCCUGCGUUGAAGAACUAUCAGAUUCACAAGACAUCUCCGGAGUCGCCGCGGUCGCAAAAGAUGUGCAUUUCAAUGGUUCUGCGUGAAGUUAUCAACAGUAAAUACGACACCACUGGUUACUCGUACUCAUUUAAAAAACCCUCCACACAGGACUGGCAUCACAGCCGUGCCAACUCUGAAAACCCCACGGCUGCAUUAACUGGAGCCGCGGGCGGCCCUAUCACUAGUACCUUUGAACCGGGAGUCGAUGGGUACGGUGAAGACCGUCAGUCCACCGACCCCUCGAAUUCUUCAAACCUGGCCUCCAAUGCACAAGGCUUACGAUUCUCCCGGAUCAAUUCGUGUCCGGUGCGACCACAUACACCUCCUUCAGGGACUCGAUUGAAUCCACACAAAACAUCAACGGCGGAGUCACCGGCGAAGGAUGACGGUCGGCAGCAGCGGCUUCAUACAGCCUGGCGGAAUAGUGGUGGCUCAGAUGCCUUCAACAGCUUUCUAGAUAUGGACAACGGAAUGGAAGGGCCAGCUAGCGCUCCCUCGAGUCCGGAAAGCAAAGAAAAGGCGUUGAGCGAAGGAUCUUCCAAUGGAUCUUCGAAUGAUGCCGGAUUCACGUUCGAUGAACUCGUUGAUCGCCUUGUUGCACAACCAAUGUCGAAGCAGGACUCCAAAUUCGCGUCUAUAUUCCUCUGCCUUUACCGCAAGUUUGCCGCACCGUCCACUUUGUUGAAUGCACUUAUCAACCGAUUUGAACGGAACGAGAAGAAUUUUACCGAUCAACUGACUCGCAUUGCGGAUCAGCUGAGGUUACUUAAUAUUAUGUCCACCUGGGUAUCGGAGUAUCCAGGCGACCUAGCCUACCCUAAGACCCGCAAGCGGAUUACGGAUUUUGUCUCUACUCUGGAAAAGAGUCACUUUUACAUGUUUGCUGCAAAGGAGGUUGGGUCUUAUCUUGAGAAUAAUGCAGAUGAUGAUGAUGUAGGUUGGCCAUUCAGAGAUGGCGACGUUGAUGAAUUUGACGGGCACGAGACUUUCCUCAAUAACUCCGGUCGGAGCUCACCAUCCUUGUUCCUUGGCGGAUCGACGUUCGACGAAGGCGAGGAGAAUGAAGAGGAAGAAGACCCUAUAUACAACAUGAGUGCGUUAGAUCUUAGUGAAGGCGCGUCAGAUCCAUCUUCGAAGCUUUCGAACUCGGCCACCUUCGAGAAACCUGGUACCGUGUCGAGCCAGUCGUUCACAUUUUUGAGCAUGGAGGCUGCACAGAAGGAAUCUCAAAAUCUGGAACUUACCCCUCGACUAUCAUUGUCAAAGAUGCAAUGGCGACAAUUCAUCGAAAUACCUGAUGAAGACUUCGCGCGCGAAUUAACCCGGAUUGACUGGAUCAUGUUCAACUCUUUCCGGCCACGGGAUCUUGUGCGGCAUGUCAGCAUCUCUGGGCCGGACAAAGACAAGAUAAAGAGUUUAAAGCAUGUCAAUCGGAUGAUCAAACAGUUCAAUCAUCUAGCAUUUUUCGUUGCUAGUGUUAUCCUCUUCCGGGACAAGCCUAAGCACCGAGCGAAAGCAUUAGAAAAGUUCAUGAAUGUUGCACAAAAACUGCGUCGAUUAAAUAACUAUAAUUCUCUCGGUGCAGUAAUCGCCGGAAUCAACGGAACACCGGUGCAUCGACUGUCGCAAACGCGCGAUUCCGUGCCUAUUCAAACGCAAAAAGAUUUUAUGAGGCUGGUCAUCCUCAUGGGGACACAAAAGAGCCACUUUGCAUAUCGCCUAGCAUGGGACAAUACCUUCUCAGAAAGGAUCCCAUUCCUACCACUGCAUCGGCGAGAUCUGGUCUCCGCUGAAGAGGGGAACCGAACAUUUGUAGGAGAUAACAAGUCUAGGAUCAACUGGCGGAAAUUUGAGGUGAUGGGGGAGGUUGUAUUGGGUAUUCAGCGCAGCCAGAAGACGCCUUAUCCUCAUCUACAGAGGUAUGAGGACGCAGCCAGACUGGUACUCGACAUCAAACUAUCGGGUGACGAUGAGGAUUUAUAUGCACGCAGUUCCCAGAUCGAGCCCUCCGCUGGUGGCGACACGGGACGCAAAAAGUUCGGCUGGUUACGGUCGUAA
Molecule: messenger RNA, 2745 nt
Organism: Aspergillus bombycis
Lineage: Eukaryota; Fungi; Ascomycota; Eurotiomycetes; Eurotiales; Aspergillaceae
Product: putative Ras guanyl-nucleotide exchange factor RasGEF
Exons: 6
Coding region: 1-2745 (914 amino acids)
Biological process (GO): positive regulation of GTPase activity; Ras protein signal transduction
Cellular component (GO): plasma membrane
Molecular function (GO): guanyl-nucleotide exchange factor activity
Source: RefSeq, a predicted model, not a curated record